ACUGGGGGUCUCUGUCACACUCCGAUGAGGGUUCAUGUCAGCAGGUAGCACAGCCUGUCUUUGGGGGACUGGUGGAUUACAGGAAGGGUUUUCUCAUCUGGAGAGCUGAAAGUUUGAACACACACAAGCACACACACACAGACAUACCCACACACACACACACACACAAAAGAAAACAUUUGAAAUGUCAACUGUGAAUGAGCCUGUGACGAUUACCAGAUCAGCCCGAUCUUCCAAAAGAAGCCAAAGUGUGAGGAAGAACUCGAGAAGAAUCUAUUCACAUUACCAAGACCAACAAGCCAGCAAUUCAGAUGAAGAUGACAAAGGUGAUGAAAGAACUGACAGCAAUGACCCCGAAGAAAUCUUCCAGAAUAUUCAGAUUCAGAAGGAGCUCAUCGCCAACAUUCGAACCCGAUUGUGGCCAAUGAGACAGAAACUCAAAGUGCUCAAACAAGCUAAAGAAAUUGUCCUGAAGUUCGAAGGCAGGCUGACCAGGACCAGAGGAUAUCAAGCUGCAGGAGCAGAAAUGCUGAAAAAGCUGUCACGCCUGGCAUAUAAUAUAGUCGUCCUUUUUAUUCCAUGGGAAAUGAGGAUCAAGAAGAUUGAGAGUCAUUUUGGUUCUGGAGUGGCUUCAUAUUUUAUCUUCCUGAGGUGGCUGUUUGGAAUCAACAUUGUAUUAACUGUAAUGACGGGAGCUUUUGUGGUAUUACCAGAACUGCUGGCAGGAGCGCCGUUUGGAACCACGAGCAGCAAGACCAUUCCAAAGGAGCACCUUGCAUCAGCACAAGACCUGGACACCAUCUGGUCACUGGGGGGCUAUCUCCAAUACUCUGUCCUGUUUUAUGGCUACUACGGCAAAGACAGGAAGAUUGGGAACGCUGGUUACCGGCUGCCCUUGGCCUACUUUAUGGUCGGGAUGGCUGUUUUUGCCUACAGCUUCAUCAUUCUGCUAAGAAAAAUGGCCAAAAACUCCAGAUUGAGUUUCGCCAGCGCCUCAGAUGAAAACUACACUUUCUGCUGGAGGGUGUUUUGUGCUUGGGACUACCUGAUAGGCAACCCCGAGGCUGCACAGAGCAAGGGAGCUGCUAUAGUGAACAACAUCCGGGAAGCUAUUUUAGAAGAACAAGAAAAGAAGAAAGACACGAGCCUGGCUGUGUUGAUAAGUUUAAGAAUCCUUGCGAACAUCCUGGUCCUUCUAUCACUUGCUGGCAGUAUUUACAUCAUCUACUUUGUCGUUGACCGUUCCCAGAAGCUCGAGCAAGAGAAGCCUGAGCUGACUCUGUGGGAAAAGAAUGAGGUCAGUGUGGUGGUCUCACUUAUCACCAUGAUUGCACCUUCUGCAUUUGAACUUGUUGCCCAACUGGAGAUGUACCACCCCAGAACUAUGCUGCAGUUCCAGCUUGCCAGGGUUCUUGUGUUGUAUCUGGGAAACCUGUACAGCUUAAUCAUUGCUUUGUUGGACAAAGUGAACAUCAUGAGUUCAGCUGAAAUUUACAGUAUUCCAAGCAACUGGUCAGAUUCUACUGCAUUCCUGGCCACCAUAGCACUCCCUGAAGAAGAGAACCUGUCCACCAUAGUGCCCGAUUUCACGGAAAGCAGGAACAGCACAAUGAGUGUAGUGUUUCAGGAAAACCAAACCAAGGGAAUCAUACCAGUAGCGUUCAACAAGACUGCUCUGUACGAAUACAACAUGAAGUCCCAGCAAAACCAGUGCUGGGAAACCUACGUAGGACAGGAAAUGUUGAAGCUUUCCAUUAUUGAUAUGUUAUUUACUGUGGCGAGUAUCCUCCUGAUUGAUUUUAUCCGUGGGCUUUUUGUUCGCUACUUCAGUGACUGCUGGUGUUGGGAUCUGGAGAGUAAGUUUCCCGAAUAUGGAGAAUUUAAAAUUGCUGAAAACGUUCUCCAUUUGAUUUACAACCAAGGGAUGAUAUGGAUGGGCGCCUUCUUUUCGCCAUGCCUUCCAGCGGUCAAUGUUCUCAAGCUGAUAGGGCUCAUGUACUUGAGGAGCUGGGCAGUGUUAACGUGCAACGUUCCACAUCAGCAGGUCUUCAGAGCCUCAAGAUCCAAUAAUUUCUACCUUACAAUGCUUUUGUUUAUGCUGUUCUUGUGUAUGCUACCAACGAUUUUUGCUAUCGCUAGAUACAGACCAUCAGCAACAUGUGGACCUUUCAGUGGCCAGGAAAAGAUUUACGAUAUUAUUUCAGAGACCGUUGCAAGCGAUUUCCCUUUAUGGUUCAGGACUGUGAUGGAUUACGUCACCAGCCCUGUUGUUGUCCUUCCAGCUCUGUUACUUCUCUUCAUGCUGAUCUAUUAUCUUCAGUCUAUUGCACGAUCAUUAAAGGUCACCAACAAUCAGCUGAGAACGCAACUUCAAACAGAAAGAACGGAGGACAAGAAAAAGGUUUAUCAGAUGGCAGUGUCGAGAAUAAUAACUCAUGAAGCAAAUGAUAAAAAGCCAGACCAAGAGAGUGACAUCACCAGCCAGGAGUCCUCUCUCCGUUCCUCGUCUCCCAGACGAAAUGGCAGCGUGAUGAAUUUCGAAUCACCAGUGAGCAGAGGCAACAGCAUUUGCACCAUCUCACAGUCUGCAUCGCGCUCUGAUGUGAGCAGGGCAACCACAGCAUCUCAAAUCCCACCAGUUCCCAUUUUACAGAAACACAGGAUGGAACACAUUCCUAACAGGCAUCCUGGAGCUUUUCAAGGUGGAGCCUGCAGAUCAAAAUCCUACCACAGCAUAGUCUACAACCCUUCAAGCAGGUUUACAGAGAAUGCCCACUCGGACCCUCUUUUCAGGAAGAAUAUCCGUCCCAUGCACCCAGAAGCCAUGGGAGGAGGAGGGGCCCAGGGUUUCAUCAACCGGAGAGCACAAAACACUCGCUAUGUGAUAGUCAAUGAGCAUGAAGCCAGAAAGAAACUGCUGCGCUCAUCUACCAGAAUCUUGAGGCACUACAGGGUUGAGGAGCCAGGAGACAUAGUGGAGUUUUAUCCGAAGAAUAUAAAAAGGUACACCGUUCGAACUCCCCAAAGGUCAUACCAACCUCACGUCAGUGAAGAGGAAGAAGAGGAGGAGGAGGAGGAGGAGGCAGGAGGAAUGCGAAGAGGCUCUUUAAGCAGAUCCCAUCGACCUCACUCCCUGUCAGACCUCUAUCAACCCGCGUGUUUUUACAUCGGUGACAGUGUAGGCAGCCAGCUAGCCAUCACCAAAGACCUGGCUAAGGUUCACUAUGGAGCCUACGGAGAUAACUGCGAAAUGGAUUGGGAAGACACAGCUUCCCAGCCUCGUUCCAGAACAAAAAUCAGGAGCAUGGAGCAAGUGGAGCGUCACCCGGAGCCGCAUGUCAAACCCAAAAGGAAGCAGAAGGUUGAACCGUCCUUAACCGAGUCGGACUCUGCAUCCAUCGCGUCGAGCAGCGAUCAGCAAAACAGCAGCACUGACCAGUACAUUCAGGUCAUUCAUAACAAAGAGAAAUACUUGAAACCCAGCGGCAAGCUUACGAAAAAGAAAGCAAAGACCAGUGUAGACUUAAACGGUUCAGGAUCAAGCGAACUGAUUUGUUCCAAUGUCUAAAAGUGUAAUUUGUGAAGCUGUACCAUAUUACUUUUCUUGCGCUAACUGUUUUGAUUGACAAAUGUUAAAGCCUGUUUUGUAUUUAAAUCUCCUUUGACGAAUUGUAUGGUAUGUAUGUCAACGCUAACUUAUUUCUGAUGUUUGACAAUAAAGUCACAGAAGAGAUUGACUGCCCACAGAGCUGAAGACUCUACAUGCAGCAUAAGUUGUUUUGUCAGCAAAUCUGUUGUGUGUGCUGGUCAUAUGCCAGGCUUCUGUUUCUUUGACUGUUACUGAGUCUGCAUCAUUUUUCUGUUGGAUUGCAAAUAAACAAUAUUGAAGCAA
Molecule: messenger RNA, 3892 nt
Organism: Polyodon spathula (Mississippi paddlefish)
Lineage: Eukaryota; Metazoa; Chordata; Actinopteri; Acipenseriformes; Polyodontidae
Product: transmembrane channel-like protein 3
Exons: 22
Coding region: 185-3568 (1127 amino acids)
Cellular component (GO): plasma membrane
Molecular function (GO): mechanosensitive monoatomic ion channel activity
Source: RefSeq, a predicted model, not a curated record